UUGGAGAGCGGCGCGCCGUCGACGGUGGCGUGCGCACAACACACAACUUGCGGUUGUGUGUACGCGCGGUGUGUUUGUUGGUGGUGUGCCGCGCGUCGAAUGCUCGAAAGCGAGUCAGUCUGGCGCUGACCGCACGACGCACUCGCACGACGCUCAGCGCGGAUAUUCUUACGCAACCUGCGGCGGCCCAGUUUCGACAAAUCGGUUGAGUUUCGUACGUUGCCAACAUUCAAGCAUUCGGAUAUAAUGAGCCCCGCGUCGUCGGGACCCUUGGAAGUCGAACGCUACAUUGGUGCCUGUUUGAUUUCCUCGCAACAAUCGCGGCAUAAGAAGAACUAUCAUCAGCACCACCAUCAGGGAGGAGGACACCAUCAUCAACCACAACACCACCAGCAGCAUCAACAUCAUCAAAAUGGUUUAGUACAUCAUCCGGAUAAUCUGUACAAUUAUCACCGGUUGCAGAGAUGUAAUUCCGAUGGGCAUUGGGCACCCAAUGGUGGUGUACCUUUGCUGUAUAACCACCAUUAUAACCCGCAUGUGACCAAUGAAAAUCUAUCGCGUCUGGCUGUACAGACACAGGGUAUCCCGUUGAUUUUGAGUAAUAAGUAUCACAAUCGACGAAAUAAGCAUCGAAAUGGAAACUUUGGUAAUCCAGGUACCACAGGGACGCUUCAAACAUCCACUCAACAAGGUGGUAGUAGUGGAGGUGUGCAAGUGAAUGUGAAGGACCUCAAAGACGUUGGGCCCGUCAAGGGUACCACGCAGUGCACCGACACCGUGUCAAUUGCAAGCGACGAAAGUUGCGCUUCCAAUGCCUCGGACACCUGCCUACCACGAAUUAUCAAGCCUCGUAAACGCCAAAAAGACCGCAAACCCCAACACCACCUUAGAACCCUUCAGGUUGGUGCAGGAGGUGAUUCAGCGUAUUCUUCCGCACAGGACACCUGUAGCAGUAAUGGUUCUGCCACAUCAAGUCCAGAUAUAGAUUAUUUCGUCGCACCUUUAAAUAAUUACUAUGGGUUUAAUUAUCAACAUCAACAACGGCAGCAUAAGAUGUUGCAGGAGGAGAAGAACGAGACGCCAAAGUUGAGUCAUCUCUUUGAGGAUGUCCUCGAGGACCUGGACGCGAAGGAUCUCAAUGGUAACGAGACCUCGUGUCAGUGUCGGUAUUGUGACCCCAGCGGGCAGAUUUGGGACAUGGAUGUGGAUUACCUCUCGCCGUCGUCGUUGAAUUUUGGUUCCACUGGGUAUUCAGACAAUACACCUUCAAACCAGGCGGAUUUUAAUCGAGCACCUUCGAGGCCUUAUCUCCGGAGGCAUUCAUCGGACCCGCAGAGUUUGCUGGAGAGCUUAUCGACGAUAAGUUUGGAUGAUGAUUGUACAUCAUCUUCGUUAUCUUCAGCAUCCUCAUCGACGUCAUCGGUGCCCACAACGUUGUUGAGUGCGCCGAACUCGCCCAAUCUGGAGGUGUCCACCGAGAUUGUCACGUCGCACAAUGGACAUCGUGAUUUGGAGAUUAAAUUCUUUAGUAUUUUCUCGGGCAGUGACAUCAGGGUUGAUCGGAGUGUGUUUGGUGGUCAAUGGUUAAGAGACACGAAGGAUACUAAGUUAAGUGAUGUCGAGGAUGAUCGAGUGGAGGAGGAUAAUCAGUGCACGAAAUGACGAAAUGCAGACGUGAUCAUUGUGUGAUCUCAUUUCUUUCUUUGCUGUUGUUGUUGUUUUUUUGUUUCGUGUGUGUGAGUUUGGUGCUGGCGAGACCAGACCAGACGCGAAACGGUUGUUUGAUGGUGUUGCGAGAUUAAUUAGUGGGGCGCUGUGGAAACAAUCGAUGGACCUAAUUUCCAGCCGGCGUGAAUUUUUGACUGUUGUUGUGGUGUGUGCUGCGCUGGUGAAGAGUAGGUCUUGUUUGCGCACUCGAGGAUGCAGUAAAACAAACGCGGAUAAUUGAGGAAAAGAAAGUGUGCUUUGAGCGCGUCAUGCUCGGCCUGCGUGCACGACUCAAGUCAAGCCACAUGCUAAGCUCUCUUCUUUCUUCUUUGGCAUGAGGGGACGCGCAGAGUGCGCAAGCGCCUUUCUAAGCAAAGCGUGGCAUUAGCGUUCCGUUCCGUACCGUUUCGUCGUGUAACGUCUUAAAUGGUCUAACCAACCCAACGGGGCAAUUGAUAAACAGUAUUUAAAAUAAACUGUUAAUCAAUCAAUAUUUUUAAAUUUUUUGGAGUCAAUUGAAAAUUUAGUAGAUUACUAUUGAUUGAGUUGUUAAAAUAUUUUAUUUCUCGUGUUGGGUUUUGAAAAGUUGGUUAGGAAGCAAAUAAACGAACGAUGACGGACGCGGCUCGCUGGAAUUGGGUUAACAGACGUCUCACGACGAGCCGGAGUCUCGCGCAUCUGCAUAUACACUGUGUGUUGAUGAUGAAGCGCUUGAAGAACGAAGAAGAAGAAGCACUGCUUUUCUCUCUGCUCUAGUGAGCGCGCUGCGCGCACAUUGUGCGUGGAAAACAAAGACGCGUUAACGAAUCGACUUAUUAGACCUCCUCAGACCUGCUGCGCGGCGAAGAAGAUUGAAGAUACCGGUCAAUUCGUUGAAGCAGCAAACGCAUGCGCCGCGCUGCGCGCGCGUUGACUUAGUUUGGUUUCGGUGACCCACAUAAUCUUCUCACAAGAUUUUGUCGUUUUUUUUCUCUUCGUUCAUUCGUUCGGUGUGACUUUAUUCUUUUACGCUUACACACACGCGUCUUGUUUAUUAUUCAUCAUUAAAUUAAAUUUAAUGUUUUGAGUUUUUGGUUCAAUUAAUUAGGCGUAGAUAAAGAAAUGCUACGUGGUUAAAUAGAAAUUGGUAUUUAUUGUAUUGGAUUUAUAUUAUUUUUGGAGUUUUUGGCUUUGGCGCACAUUGCAGGGAUUAAUUUAUUAGGUUUAAAAUAAAUUAUUUUUUUAUUGGUAGCAUUUUAUUGGAAAUUUUUUAAACGACUGCAAAUAUUAUGUGUGUGUCUGUGGUUUUAUUUUUUUAAAUUUUUUGUUAUGUUUUUAUUUUCCAUUUUUAUUUUAUUUUUUAACAAUUAAUUUGCGUGUCUCAUUAUGUUCUAAUUUAUUUAUUACGUUUAUUUUCGUCAUGUGUGCACGAUUGUGAGUGUGCACUAUAUUUGUCUAUAAAUAAAUAUGUGUGUUGUCUGUCUAUCUCUAUCACUGAUGAACGGACAUCAAUUUUAUUUUA
Messenger RNA from Dalotia coriaria, 3208 nucleotides. RefSeq names its product probable serine/threonine-protein kinase MARK-A. The record is from RefSeq and is a predicted model, not a curated record. Lineage: Eukaryota; Metazoa; Arthropoda; Insecta; Coleoptera; Staphylinidae.